Molecule: messenger RNA, 4638 nt
Organism: Sceloporus undulatus (fence lizard)
Lineage: Eukaryota; Metazoa; Chordata; Lepidosauria; Squamata; Phrynosomatidae
Gene: TUBB1
Product: tubulin beta 1 class VI
Exons: 4
Coding region: 354-1718 (454 amino acids)
Biological process (GO): microtubule cytoskeleton organization; mitotic cell cycle
Cellular component (GO): cytoplasm; microtubule
Molecular function (GO): GTPase activity; GTP binding; structural constituent of cytoskeleton
Source: RefSeq, a predicted model, not a curated record
AGCAUAUAGAUAAUGGAAUGAUAUCAGUUUUUGUCCGAUGGGCAGGGGGCCUGUGAUGAUGGACCUGAGCUUUGAUCUUCUCUGGCUGGACAGCAGUGUGAAUUUUUAAAGGGAGACUUAAAGUCUUGGAACCAUUGUGAAUGUCAUAUCAAAGUUUCUGCUAGUCAGCAUGAUGGGUGUGCCAGACACUCCCCUUGUUGAUGCAUUUUUUUCCCCAAAAUACAUUAACAUUCACUAUACAAGCAACAUUUUGAAGAGAAUUACUGUGGCUGCCACUGACAUUGCAGGAGUGAUCCCUUUUUCCAGAAAGUCCAUCUUGGAGGAAAACAUCUCUUUGCUGAAUCGUAUGCAAAAUGCGUGAAAUUGUACAUGUCCAGAUUGGUCAAUGUGGAAACCAAAUUGGAGCUAAGUUCUGGGAAGUCAUAAGCUCUGAACAUGGAAUUGACACCACAGGAAACUACCAGGGUGAUUCACCAUUGCAGAAGGAGAGGCUUAAUGUGUACUUCAAUGAAGCCUAUUCCAAUAAGUAUGUUCCCCGCGCUGUCCUAGUAGACCUGGAGCCUGGAACAAUGGACAGUGUGCGGUCAAGCAAAAUAGGGCCACUCUUUCGACCUGAUAACUUCAUUCAUGGAAAUUCAGGUGCUGGUAACAACUGGGCAAAAGGUCAUUACACUGAAGGAGCUGAGUUGAUUGAAAAUGUAAUGGAUGUUGUGAGGAAUGAGUGUGAGGGCUGCGACUGCCUCCAGGGUUUCCAGCUUGCUCACUCCCUUGGUGGUGGAACAGGAUCUGGAAUGGGCACUCUUCUGAUCAACAAGAUCAAGGAAGAAUAUCCUGACAGGAUCAUGAACACCUUCAGUGUGCUCCCAUCCCCCAAAGUUUCUGACACUGUUGUUGAGCCAUACAAUGCCAUCUUAUCUGUGCACCAGCUGAUUGAGAAUACAGAUGAAACUUUCUGCAUUGAUAAUGAAGCUUUAUAUGACAUCUGCUUUAGAACGCUGAAGCUUCGCUCACCAACCUACGGAGACCUAAACCACUUGGUGUCUCUCACAAUGAGUGGUGUCACCACUUCACUCCGGUUUCCUGGCCAGCUCAAUGCAGACUUGAGGAAGCUGGCUGUCAAUAUGGUGCCUUUCCCUCGACUCCACUUUUUCAUGCCAGGCUUUGCUCCAUUAACAGCUCGGGGCAGUCAGGAGUAUAGAGCUCUCUCAGUUCCAGAGCUCACCCAACAGAUGUUUGAUGCACGAAACAUGAUGACAGCCUGUGACCCACGUCAUGGGCGAUAUCUGACAGUGGCAUGCAUCUUUCGAGGCCAGAUGUCUACCAGGGAGGUGGAUGAACAGCUGUUGGCUGUACAGACCAGGAACAGUAGCCACUUUGUGGAAUGGAUCCCCAACAAUGUUAAGGUGGCUGUGUGCGACAUUCCACCUCGUGGGCUGAAGAUGUCUUCUACCUUCAUCGGGAACAACACAGCCAUACAAGAGAUCUUCAGUAGAAUCUCUGCACAGUUCUCAGCGAUGUUCAGGAGGAAAGCAUUUCUUCACUGGUACACUGGUGAAGGAAUGGAUGAAAUGGAGUUUUCUGAAGCAGAAGGCAACACUAACGACUUGGUGUCUGAGUACCAGCAGUAUCAAGAUGCGACAGCAGAUGUAGUGGAAUAUGAGGAAGUAGAAAUAGAAGAAGAAGAGGCAACCAGUCAGGAGGAAAAGGAAGCCGUUUGAAAUUAGGACUAUUAAUUUAAGUUCACACAGCAAAGCACCUUACAUCCCAUAAGGUUGCUGGACUCACCUGUGUUUUCAAAAGGAACUGAAUGCAGAGCCAACAAUUUCUGUGCAUUGAAUCAAAGAACUCAGAACUGCACUGUUGACUUAAAAAGGAAAUACACCAAAAGAACCUCCCUUCCACAUACAUCUACAUAGUGGUUCCUAUUGUACUUCUAUGGACAUUUUCUUAUGCUAACUUAAUUUCAAAAUUAUUGAGUAACUUCAAAGUCAUUUCCAGCUUACGGUGGUGCUAUGUCAAAUCUGUCACAGGGUUUUCUUGACAAGAUGAGAUAUGUGCAGAAGGAGCUUAGAAGAAGAAAAACACCAUACCCCUACUGACCUAGAUAGUACCAAACAAAAAAAGGUAUGCUAAAUUAUGAUACUAGAUAAUAUACACAGACAAUAUGAUAUUAGACAAUAGACAAUAAACAAUAUUCACCGCCUGAAAUGGCUUGUAACUAAUUCUCAAGAGAGUGGUGAAUAAAUGGCUGUUGUAAUUGGCAAUGAUUAUCACCUGUUAAUUGUAGCCUUUAUGGCGAAGGCAUCUUGUAUCACUGAAAUAUAAGUAGUCUGAAAGAUAAAUUAUUGCUGUAAUUGUCCUGUGUGUUAUUGAUGUGAUGUACAUGCACAGAUGUUUAUACUUUGACAAGGACAUAGCUGAAGAAGUCUGGUGUCUUACUACUCUCUGUCCUUGAAUCAUACACAUUAAUUGUUGUUGGCAGGCCAGCAUGCAGGAACUUGGAAGUUCCACAACAAAGGGGCAUGAAUAUCUUCUUAAGAAAACAUGUACUUCCCAGGACAGCUUCACAAUUGGAAUUUACUGCUGAACAUUUCCUACUAAAUGUUUGCUAAUUUGCUUGUUUAUAUGAUUCAUGUUGGUUCUAGCUAUAUACAACUCAUUUUGUUUUCCAAUAUAGAGUCUUGUGCUUUGCUUAUCUAGUAUCAUAAUUUAGCAUACCUGUGUUUGUUGGGUGCAGAGGGAGUUUGCCAUUGCCUUCUUCUGAGGCUGAGAGAGUGUACUUGCCCACAAUCACCCAGUUAAAUUCCAUGGCCAAGCAGGGAUGCAAACCCUGGUUUCCCAGAGCCCAGGUUCAACUUUCAAAUCACUGCAGUAUGCUGGCUCUCAAAAUUCAGCAGUCCAUCAUUCUUACGAAGAGCAGUCAAAUGAAUAAAGACUCUAAGUAAACUAAGAAUAGCCAUUAUAUUAUUUGUUCUCUCCUAUCCCCAAAGGGCAGCUGUUUAUCUGAACUGCACUUUGUAUAGAUUUUUGCACAUCUAUUCACUGGGCAGAUUUUAAUUGUGAGUCAGCAUUCUAAGCAUUCUACAAGCAUGUAAAAACUAUAUUCUUGAUGAAACCAAAAGCAAUAAUAGUCUAAAAUUCUCCGACUCUUUUGUGAGCAUAUUCUGAAAAGUUUCCAGCAGAAUAGCCUUCCUGCUGCCCCAAUAAUCCAGUACUCAAAUUCAUGUGAACACAGAAGUUCCUUUGAACUAUGGCAGUUUAAGGCUUUUGAUAAAGCUGGAUCUCAUUGUUUGAUUAUUUUAAAAGCCAUCUAAGCUAUUUGCCUUGUCAUACUUUGAGCUGUUAAGUUUAAUACAUUGCAUAUUGGAUAAAGAAGUACUUCCUUUUGUCUACCUUGACUCUAUCACUAAUCACCCUAUUAUUAGCAUAGGAUUAAGAUGACUGCUUUACACUCCUGAAGUCAAAGACAUGAGUGAAUUUUUAGUUACUUCAAUAGACUCUGUCAUCACAGGUGCAACAGUCUUCUUAAAGCCAAGCAGCCUAAAACUCCAACCGGAGUAGAAGCAUAGAGUAGUUUGAGAACUGUAGUUAGUCUGUAUAUAUUUUAGUAGUUAUCAAAUAUUUAUAGAACAUGUUAUUAGAGUAUGUCUUAAGCACAUCUAUCUAAAAUGUUGCCUUGUUAGUAAUAGAAUCUGCUGAGAAUGUCAUUGUUAAAGAUUUUAAGAACACUUUAAUGAUUAUGCAUGUUCAUUAGGGGCUAGAACCAUGAGAUCAAUGAUAUCUGAUACAGUAGUUGGUAAUUUUGUGCAUUCUUACAUAGUAGGUCCUACUGGACACUGUGAGUGUAGAUCAGGUUAUGCUGUACAUUGUCACAUGGAGAGGGAGUUUCCAACUAUGGGAUUAGAAAGCCAAGAAAUGCAAGGGGAAACAGUAGGCCACACUAUGCUUGAGUGGUGCUUUCCAAAAGUAUUGCAUCAGUUCCCACAAGCCCCAGCUAUCAUGGUCAAUGAUGAAAGAUCAGUGGGAGUUCUAGGUAGAAAAUAAAUAUAUAUGUCGAUCAGCAUGAGGUUUACAUGGGCAGAAAUGAUAUGGACAGGAGAAUAAUCAUUUCUUGCAAAGCUUAGCCUAAAAAUGAAUGUAUUGGUCUUGGAGGACCUAACACAGCUAUUUUUGUUUACAGUAGUGACCUUGGCUUUUAGAAAAAGGGCACACAGCUUGUGGCUCUCUAGAUAUUGGUCCCAGCAUCUCACAUUGCUGGUGAGAAGAUUCAAUACAACAUGACUAGAAGAACACAAAAUGCCCAUUUUGGCUUUACAGACACUGAAUAUAGCUUUGCCAGAACUCACCACUGUUUUCCCUUUUCCUUAACAGAUAUGUUUUAAAAUGCACUUAUUUCCAGGCCACUUUAUGGACUCAAAGUUUAAUGGAUUUGAGCUUUUUAAUGCAAACUUUUGAAUGCUUAUACUACUUUUCCUGUUUUUUUUUGUAUGAAAUCAGUUUUGCUAGCAAAAAGAAAAACAAAAAAAGAGACCAAGAUCAACCUGUGUGAUGAGCUAUUUAUAAGCUGCUAUUUGUUUCAGUGUCUUUCACUGCAUGUAGUAUGCAAUAAAAUGCAAUAAACAGUGUCAUAAAACAUUG